AUGUCCGUUGGUAUCUCUAAAAGACGAAACCUGACCCUGGAUCGCGCAUAUCAUUGGGCCACGUCGCCUGCAAACUUCAGCCAUCGGAUCAUCCAUGGAUGCCUGGGAUCGCGGAAGACCAAGGGCCCCGGCUACAGCUUCGCGAGACAUCGACCUCCCCCGCUGCUCCCCUCCGUAGGCUGCAUGAAAAAUAAAAAUAAAAAAUCCCGAGCCGCCCCCACGGCCUCACCUCUCUCGAGUCUCGACUCGUCUCCUCUUGGCGACCGCGAGGCGGAGGCGAGCCGAGCCAGGGACUCCGUCCCGCGACCCUGCCGGCCGUCGAGCGUCGGUCGCCGGCCGCCGGUUCGCCGGCCGUCGCCCCGCCCCCAGGCCGACCCUGCUCCCCUGUGCGGCUGUGCUGCGCAGCUUCCAGCGAACCGCCACCGCAGCUGCUCCUCGCCGGCUCGCUCCCCGACGUCGCGGCUCCCGACGCCCGGUUCUUCCCUGCUUCCCUGUGCGGUUCCCUCCUUCUCCCUGGCUGGUGGCUGGCCCCCUCUCCCAAUUCCCAAAGCCAACAUGCCAUUGACAAAAAAUCUCAGAGUCGCCAUAAUCGAUAGCAACCCUGCAUUGAAGUCAAGAAAUUACCUGACUAAAAGCAGUAUACCAGAUUCUAGGGUCAGUACUGUUACUCCUGCAACCAUUUCCUUCUUCAAAGAAAUUGGCGCGUGGGAGCAUGUUCAACAGCAAAGACAUGCUUUCUUUGGUAAAAUGCAGGUGUGGGAUUACACUGGACUUGGAUACACGAGGUAUAAUGCAAGAGAUGUGGGUAAAGAAUACCUUGGAUGCGUGGUGGAGAACAAAGUGCUUUGCAAUUCUCUGCUCUUACGUUCUCAGGAAGAAUUGGAUGACAUGGAAAGUGUGAUAUAUCUUACCAGAUUGGUCUCUUACUUUCCCGUCGAAGAGCAGACAAGCAAGGAUGAAGCCAACAUCAAGUGAACCAUUAUCUGCUGGUCAUUCUACCGAGGAGUUAUAUUGCAGCAAUUUAGUUAAACUUUACCUGAGUGAUGGAAGGAGUUUAUAUUCCAAAUUGGUGAUAGGAGCUGAUGGUUUCAAGUCCAAUGUUAGACAGAUUGCAUGCAUAGAAACAACUAGAUGGAAUUAUCCGCAAAGUGCAAUUAUCUGUACAGUGGAACAUGUUAUGAAAAAUAAUUAAAUACACUGGUCUUCUCAGUUGUCA
This is a messenger RNA of Panicum virgatum (switchgrass), 1216 nucleotides long. RefSeq lists its product as uncharacterized. Gene Ontology annotation, cellular component: mitochondrion. The record is from RefSeq and is a predicted model, not a curated record. NCBI's taxonomy places the organism in Eukaryota, Viridiplantae, Streptophyta, Magnoliopsida, Poales, Poaceae. Gene Ontology annotation, molecular function: oxidoreductase activity. The coding region runs from base 1 to 975 and encodes 324 amino acids. Gene Ontology annotation, biological process: ubiquinone biosynthetic process; carotene biosynthetic process; xanthophyll biosynthetic process. The transcript is spliced from 8 exons.